AUGACAACCAAAUCCAACCAAAACAGCACUCUUCUGGGUGGCAAAGCUUCCUCCUCUCCUCUCUUGUCCUCUUCUCCUCGCCAGCGCCUGGUCACCAAAGAUGGACGCUUUGCCCUUCAUCCUCCUCUUUCCCCUUCAGGCUCAUGGCGUGGAUCCUCAGGUAGAGCCUGGUUGCUGGCCCUGCAGGACCUAUGGGGACUCUUGGUGAGUCUGCGCUGGAGAUGGGUCCUUCUGGCCUUCUGUGCCUCCUUUCUGGCCCACUGGCUGUUGUUUGCCUGCCUGUGGUACUUGCUGGCCCAUCUCAAUGGAGACCUGGCUGUGCAGGAUCAUGAUGCGCCCCCACAGGGUCAUGUGGUUUGUGUGAAGCACAUUACAAGCUUCACUGCUGCCUUUUCCUUUUCCCUGGAGACACAACUGACCAUCGGCUAUGGCACCAUGUUCCCCAGUGGAGACUGUCCCAGUGCCAUUGCACUGCUGGCUGUGCAGAUGCUGCUGGGGCUCAUGCUGGAAGCUUUCAUCACAGGUGCAUUUGUAGCCAAGAUUGCCCGUCCACAGAAGCGGGCAGGAGCCAUUCAGUUCAGCCCACAAGCAGUAGUAGGCCAACACCAGGGCCAGACGUGCCUCAUGCUACGAGCCACAAACCUGCUGCAGCGACCUCUGGUAGAUGUAAAGGUGAGUGCUGUGCUCUAUGAGGAAUAUGAAGGCCAGGCUCUACACCAGACCUCUCUGGACUUCCACUUGGACCAUCUGGGUCAGCAGCCAUGCCCCUUCUUCAUUUUCCCACUCACCUUUUACCAUCCCCUGGAUCGCCGGAGCCCCCUCUUCCCUGCUCUGUGUGAGGGCGCAUCCAACCACUUUGAGUUGGUGGUCUUCCUGUCAGCUUUGCAGGAGGGAACUGGUGACUCCUGCCAGAAGAGGACCUCCUACCUGCGUCAAGAAAUCCAGUUUGAUCGCCGCUUUGUCCCUGCCUUGGGGCUGGAUGCUCGGGGGAGAUACAUGGUGAGCACCCAGCACUUUGACACGGCCCACUCAAAGGAGCCCUUGAACAAGGACUGUGUGGUGCAGAUCAAUGGCGAUGGCAGCGACAGGAUGGAAUAAAAAUGCGCAAGAAGAAGUCUCAUGGGGACAGAAGGAAGUUUCUGAUGUAGACAGAUAUUUUUGUCAGGAGGUAUUUAAUUAAUUUAGGUAAAUCUGAAUUUAUGCUUUAACAUUUAAAAUUAAAAUGUAUAUCAGACAUGCUGCAGGCUCCCUUCCUCCUUCCUCCAAUCUUCUAGAGUGACCAGUAGGAGCCUGGGAAAAGUGGGUGGGUGAGUGGUUUUAUUUUUGUUGUUCUGGCCAUAGGAUCUGUCAAGAUAACAUGCUCGUUAGAAUUUGUGUUCUCAAAGCAAGGCACACAUUACUGAAAAAUACACUAACACUACGAGAUGAAAAUAAAAACCAAGUUUAAAUAUAGAAAGUAGUUAGUGCAAUUGUAGAAUAGUAGAAUUUUUACUUCCUUAUGCUUUCUUUUCAU
Messenger RNA from Stegastes partitus (bicolor damselfish), 1513 nucleotides. It is a transcript of the gene kcnj13, whose product is annotated as potassium inwardly rectifying channel subfamily J member 13. The record is from RefSeq and is a predicted model, not a curated record. Gene Ontology annotation, cellular component: plasma membrane. The transcript has 2 exons. The coding region runs from base 1 to 1098 and encodes 365 amino acids. Gene Ontology annotation, molecular function: inward rectifier potassium channel activity. Gene Ontology annotation, biological process: regulation of monoatomic ion transmembrane transport; potassium ion import across plasma membrane. NCBI's taxonomy places the organism in Eukaryota, Metazoa, Chordata, Actinopteri, Pomacentridae.